GAGAGAGGAAGAGAUAGAGAGAGAGGGGAAAAGAGAUGGUUUUCAACAUGGCGCUUCAGGAUUUAUGAAAAUGUAGAUUAAACUGCGAAUUUCCAGUGAAUUAAUGUAAAAAAUGGGGACUCAAAAGCCCCAAGAAUGGGUUUCUGCUCUACUCAUACGGUUUGAAGAGCAGCUACCAUGCCGAACAAUGCCUCAAAAUACUCAUUCAAGAAUAAAUGAGGAACAGAAUAAAAAAUCCUUGAUUGAAAUAAGCAGGCAUCGUUUUUUUCUUGUAAUAUCAGGCCUGACAAAGUGUCUUCAAAGAGUUAAUGAAAUGUGUCAAAAUGUUACGCAAGGAACAAGGCCUCAUGGCCCUGACAUUGAACGUAAUUGUUACGAAAGUUUGCUGAUUGUUUUGGAUACAUUAGAGAGGUGUCUAAGUAACCAACCCAAAGACAUUAAAGACAACACUCGUUUUGAUGAUAAUAUGAAUGUCAAGCUAUUGCUCCGUGAAAUAUGUCAGUUUAUUGAUCCAUCAGAUGGCCCGUAUGUUAUGCAACUCAGAAGUCUUGCUUCAAAGGUGCUGUUCGCACUUAGCCUGAAUUUUUUUCAAGCAGUUUUUAAUCGAAUAUCAUCAAGGCUCCAGGAGUUAAGUGUCAUCAGUGAUGAAAAUCCUGACUACAGUGAUAUAGAACUUAUUCAGCAUAUCAAUGUUGAUGUCUUCAAGCUGACUAAGUUACUGCAAGAAACUAUACAGAAGUUUCGCUUGUUGAAAAAGUCUGCUCAAGUUGUCCUGAUGAUAUCACUUGAGAAAGCUAUAUGGAACUGGAUGGAUACGUAUCCUCAUGAGUUUGCUGAAAUCCAGAAAAAGCCAAAUGAUGAUCUGUCUAAAGGCUGUGACAAUUUAUUUGAUAUUUUAGACACAUCUACAGACAGCAGCAAGAAAGGUCGAGCAGCUGUAUGGCCACUCCAGAUGCUGCUUCUGAUUUUGUCACCUAAAGUUCUUGAGGAAAUUGUCAAUGCUGAUUCUGGAGCUCCAUGCUCACCUAGACACUCAAAGAAAAAAGCGUUUAUUGACAAUGUGAAACGAGCGCUUGGUCCUCAUGGGAACAGUAAACAGUUAACUGAAGCCGCAGCUGUCACAUGUGUGAAAUUAUGCAAAGCUUCCACUUACAUCAAUAUUCUGGACUCAAAUAAUGUGGCAUUCACCCUUGUUCAAAGUAUUAUAAAUGACUUAAAAAACCUUCUCUUUAAUCCUAACAAAGUGUUCACCAGAGGUGCCAGCUAUAUUGUGCAAGACAUUGAUCUCAUGAUAGACUGCUUUGUGUCUUGUUUCCGUAUCAAGCCUCACAAUAAUGAAGCUCUUAAAGUGUGCAUUAAUCCCAAUGUAUCCCCUAACUAUCACUUUGUUUUAAUAAGCUCCCUUUACAGAAUUAUAACUCAGCCCAGGCUCCCUUGGUGGCCACAAAUAGAUUUGGUCUACAACAAAUCAUCUGAGCUAAGGUCAAUGUUCACUGAUACUUUGAAUAAAGUCACUCAGGGUUAUAUAGCACACACACCACUUCGAAUGAUUCAGUCUCUGACCUUGAAGAGCAAAGAUUCUGCAGGAAAAUACAAGGAGCGUGGAGAGGACUUCAACCACCAAAAAAACCUUCUGCUUUGGAUGGUUAGGCUUAUUCAUGCUGACCCAAUGCUCAUGUUAAAUAACCAAGGCAAGGCUGGGCAUGAGAUUCAGAGUUCUACUUUAGAGCUUAUCAAUGGACUUGUAAGUUUAGUUCAUCAGCCCACAAUGCCAGAUGUUGCCCAAGAGGCAAUGGAGGCUUUGCUGGUGCUUCAUCAUCCAGAAAAAAUUGAAGUUUGGAAUCCUGAAGCCCCCAUCAAUACGUUUUGGGAUGUUAGCUCUCAAGUCUUGUUUUCAAUAUCUCAAAAACUCAUCCAACACCAGAUAAUGAACUAUACUGACAUUUUAAAAUGGCUUAGAGAAAUAUUGGUUUGUCGAAAUGCCUUUCUCACAAGACAUAAAGAUUAUGCUAAUGUUGGCAGUCAAAUAGCUAUCUGCAAACAAGCUCAUAUAAAAUUAGAGGUGGUAUUUUUUAUGUAUUUGUGGAGCAUCGAUAUGGAAGCAGUUUUGGUAGCCAUGUCCUGCUUCAGUUUGCUUUGUGAAGAAGCAGAUAUUCGUUGUGGUUCAGAUGAAGUUACUGUAACAUUUCUCCUUCCAAACUACCACAUUUAUCAAGAGCUUGCUCAAGCAUCAACAGUGCUCACUACAGCUACCAGUGGGGACUCAAGAAUUCAUUUUCGUGAACAACACCAUGGCCGAGCAGCUCUUCAAAAACGUAUAAUGGCUCUGCUGCGCAAGAUAGAUCACUGUAUCAAUGGAGUACAACCGGCUUGGGAAGAAACUUUUCGUAACUGGGAGGUAUCCAAGAAUGCUCUGUCCUUAUAUCCAAAGACAAAAUUAGAAGAUGGCCAGAUGGAACCAUUCCAUCGUUCGGUUGGAAAAAGAAGAGCUUCACAUCAAAAUUCAGAACAUGAAUUAGAGGAUCAGAUAAAUGAAUGGGCAAACAUGACAGGAUUUUUGGUAUCAUUAGGAGGUGUUUGCCUUCAGCGAAAGAGUCCUUCACGCAAAUGCAACAUCCUUCCGAAUCAGACUAGCCAAGAGGUUCAAUAUUGCCCUGUUACCCAAUUUGUUGGAGAACUUUUAAAGCUGUUGGUAUGCAAGAAUGAAAAAUUUGGGCCUCAGAUCCAGAAAAAUGUGAAAGAGUUGGUUGGGCACGAAAUGUCUCCGGCACUUUAUCCAAUCCUCUUUGACCAAAUUAAAUUUUUUGUUGAGAAGUUUUUUGAUACUCAAGGACAGGUUGUAGUUGCAGAUCACAAUACACAAUUUAUUGAACAUAUAAUUUUUGUCAUGAAAAAUGUGUUAGAUAGUAAAACUGAUCAGCCUUCUGAGCAUUUGGGGGUUACUUCUAUUGAGGGAAUGAUGCUUGCUAUUGUGAGGUAUGUACGGCACUUGGAUAUGACUGUCCAUGCUAUUCACAUCAAAACGAAGCUUUGUCAGUUGGUGGAGGCGAUGAUGAAGCGGAGAGACGAUCUUGCUUUCCGACAGGAAAUGAAAUUCCGCAACAAAUUAGUGGAGUAUCUUACUGAUUGGGUCAUGGGCACUGCUCAUCAAAUUGCACCCCCAGGACCCGGAGAUGUUGCAACAAUAACAAGCCGUGAUCUGGACCAGGCCUGCAUGGAAGCAGUUGCAGCACUUCUCAGGGGUCUUCCCCUUCAACCUGAAGAAUCUGAUCGAGGGGAUCUUAUGGAGGCUAAGAGUCAAUUAUUUUUGAAGUAUUUCACUCUUUUUAUGAAUUUACUAAAUGACUCAACUGAAAACCAGGAGGAAGUACCUUUGCCUCGACAGAGAGUUCAAUCUAAUAAAAACAACACAUUGCGUCAAGCUACAAUUCAGGCAAUGUCAAAUUUGCUAUCUGCAAACAUUGAUAGUGGACUGAUGCAUUCUAUUGAUUUGGGAUACAACCGGGAUUUACAAACAAGAGCAGCUUUUAUGGAGGUUUUAACAAAGAUUCUUCAGCAAGGGACAGAAUUUAACACUCUAGCAGAAACUGUUCUUGCCGAUAGAUUUGAACAACUUGUUCAACUUGUCACAAUGAUAAGUGACAAAGGGGAAUUACCAAUUGCUAUGGCACUUGCAAGUGUUGUAACAACUUCACAAAUGGAUGAACUUGCUAGAGUAUUUGUUACACUCUUUGAUGCUAAACAUCUUCUUUCACCUCUACUUUGGAACAUGUUUUACCGCGAAGUUGAAGUAUCUGACAGCAUGCAGACAUUAUUCAGAGGAAAUUCUUUAGGUAGUAAAAUAAUGGCAUUUUGUUUCAAAAUUUACGGAGCGGACUACUUGCAGUCUCUCCUGGAACCACUCAUACGACCUCUUCUUGACGACCCCACUCAAAGUUUUGAAAUUGACCCUGCAAGGCUGGAUCCAUCAGAAAGCAUUGAACAAAAUCGUCAGAAUCUUAUUAAUCUUACUGAAAAGGUCUUCAAUGCUAUAGUAUCCUCAGCAGAGAAGUUUCCUCCUCAGUUACGCAGUAUGUGCCAUUGCUUGUACCAAGUUCUGAGCAAACGUUUUCCUCAAUUUCCUCAAAAUAAUAUUGGUGCUGUUGGCACUGUCAUAUUUCUUCGUUUCAUCAAUCCUGCUAUAGUAUCUCCUCAGGAAAUGGGUAUUGUCAACCGCCAAGUUCAUCCUGGGGUCAAGAGAGGACUGAUGCUCAUGUCCAAAAUAUUGCAAAACAUUGCUAACCAUGUAGAAUUCAGUAAAGAACAGCAUAUGCUUCCAUUCAAUGAUAUGCUUCAUGACCAUUUUGAAAUUGGUAGACGAUUCUUCAUUCAAAUUGCCUCUGAUUGUGAAACUAUGGACCAGACAUCACAUAAUAUGUCUUUCAUAAGUGAUGCCAAUGUUCUUGCUCUUCAUCGCCUUUUAUGGAAUCACCAAGAGAGGAUAGGAGACUACUUGUCAAGCAGCAGAGACCACAAGGCUGUCGGGAGACGACCAUUUGACAAAAUGGCCACUCUUUUGGCUUACUUAGGCCCUCCUGAGCAUAAGCCUGUUGAUUCUCACUUAUUGUUCUCAACAUAUGCUCGGUGGAGUUCAAUUGACAUGUCUAGCAACAAGUUUGAAGAAAUCAUGGUCAAACACAAAAUUCAUGAAAAAGAAGAAUUUAAGAGUCUUAAAGCUCUAAAUAUAUUUUACCAAUCUGGCUACAGUAAGGCAGGAUAUCCUGUUUUUUAUUAUAUAGCUAGGAGGUACAAAAUUGGCGAGACUAAUGGAGACUUACUUAUCUACAAUGUCAUCCUUACCUUAAAGCCCUUCUGCCAUUCUUCUUUUGAGCUUGUUAUCGAUUUUACGCAUACAAAUACGGACAACCGAUUUCGUACAGAAUUCCUUCAGAAGUGGUUUCAUGUCUUGCCUGCCAUUAUAAAUGAAAAUAUUAACAUGGUAUACAUUUACAACUGCAACACAUGGGUCCGCGAAUACACCAAGUAUCAUGAUCGAAUUUUGCAGCCCAUCAAAGGAAAUAGGAAGUUAGUAUUUAUUGAGUCGCAGGCAAAGCUGAUUGAAUAUAUUGAUCCUGACCAGCAGAAGCUUCCUGGAGCUACACUUGCUCUUGAUGAAGAUUUGAAAGUGUUCAAUAAUGCCUUAAAACUAUCUCAUAAAGAUACAAAGGUUGCUAUGAAAGUUGGACCAACAGCAAUUCAGAUAACAUCUGCAGAGAAGACUAAAGUGCUGUCUCACUCAGUGCUCCUCAAUGAUGUAUAUUAUGCUUCAGAAAUAGAAGAAGUGUGUCUUGUUGAUGACAAUCAAUUUACUCUUACCAUAGCAAAUGAGUCAGGUCCUUUGAGCUUCAUUCAUAAUGACUGUGAUAGUAUUGUGCAAGCUAUUAUUCAUAUCCGCAAUCGAUGGGAGUUAUCACAGCCUGCUCAGGAUUCUGUAACAGUCCAUCAAAAAAUUCGCCCAAAAGAUGUGCCUGGGACUCUACUUAAUAUGGCAUUGUUAAACCUUGGAUCUUCAGAUCCUAAUCUCCGUACUGCAGCUUACAACCAACUCUGUGCCCUUACUGCAACAUUUGACUUGAAAAUAGAAGGCCAGCUAUUAGAGACAUCAGGACUCUGCAUACCAUCAAAUAAUACCAUCUUCAUUAAAUCUGUUAGUGAAAAGCUUGCUACAAAUGAACCACAUUUAACUUUAGAAUUUCUUGAGGAGUGUGUGCAGGGAUUCAGAGUGUCUACUAUUGAGCUAAAACAUUUGUGUCUUGAGUAUAUGACACCAUGGUUGCCAAAUUUGGUCAAGUUUUGCAAGCAAGAUGAGAGCAAAAGACAGGAUGAAAGCAAACGUCAACAGAAGGUCAAUUCUAUUUUAGAGAAGCUCAUUCAGUUGACUGUCCAAGAAGUGGAAAUGUAUCCCUCCAUUCAAGCAAAAAUAUGGGGUUCGAUCGGGCAGGUUCCUGAACUCAUUGACAUGGUGUUGGAUAGCUUUAUAAAAAGGUCUGGAGAACAUGGGGUAGGGUCUCCUGUUGUGGAAAUUCUUGCUGACACUGCUGUUGCCCUAGCUUCAGCAAAUGUGUCUUUGGUAUCAAGAAAAAUCAUUAAUAGACUUUGUCGGGUUUUAGACAAGACCUGCACAUCUCCAACACAACUACUAGAAGCUCAUGUUUUAUGGGAUGAUAUUGCCAUUCUGGCUCGAUAUCUUUUAAUGUUGUCUUUCAAUAACUGUCUUGAUGUUGCGGUUCAUCUUCCACAUCUCUUUCACACAAUAACUAUGCUUGUGUGUUCUGGAUCUCUCAGUAUGAGGGCUUCCACUCAUGGUUUAGUGAUAAAUACUAUACAUUCCCUCUGUACUUGCACUAAGCCAACCUUUGAUGAAGAUGCUCAGCGAGUUCUACGGUUAAGUUUAGAUGAGUUUUCUCUUCCCAAAUUUUAUCUUUUGUUUGGCAUUAGCAAGGUGAAAUCUGCUGCUGUGACAGCAUUCAGAUCAAGUUACCGUCAUCCAAGUGACAGACUAUUAGGAAAUGAAAGGGUAUUCUCUGGGUUGUCUUCGGAUAGAGAACGUCUCUCACUGACUUCUUUGGAAGUUGUCACAGAUGCUUUACUUGAGAUAAUGGAAGCUUGUAUGCGGGACAUACCCACCUGUGACUGGCUUAGAACUUGGACAACACUUGCAAAGAAAUUUGCAUUCUGUUUCAAUCCAGCAUUGCAGCCCCGGGCACUUAUUGUUUUGGGUUGCAUUAGUAAAAGCAUUACUGAUCAAGACAUUAAACAAUUACUUCGCAUCCUCGUGAAAGCUCUGGAGAGUUUCAAUGACAUGACUCUGCUUGAGGCUCUUGUCAUGUGCCUGACUCGCCUUCAGCCACUUCUUAGACCUGAGUCACCUAUUCACCGAGCCCUCUUCUGGGUUGCUCUUUCAGUAUUGCAACUGGAUGAAGUGUCUUUGUAUGCUUCUGGACUGGCUCUCCUUGAACAGAACUUGCACACACUUGAUUCACAACGAUCAUUUGAGGAAAGGUCUCUGGAGCAAGUCAUGAUGGCAACACGUGAACCGUUAGAAUGGCAUUUUAAGCAGCUAGAUCAUGCUGUUGGCCUAAGUUUUAAAGUGAACUUCCACUUUGCACUGGUUGGGCAUCUACUUAAAGGAUUCAGACAUCCCACUCCUACAACAGUUACUAGGACAACAAGAGUGUUGUCAAUGCUUCUGGGGAUAGUUGCAAAACCUCACAAACGAGAUAAAUUUGAAGUAACACCAGAGAGUGUUGCAUACUUAGCAGCACUUGUUUCUGUAUCUGAGGAAGUUCGAAGCCGAUGCCAUGUCAAGCAUUCAUUAGCUCGAAUGAUGCCAGAUUCAAGCUCUGCUGAAAGUUUUGCUGUUGAUGUAAGGCAUGGAAAUGCUUCAGUCACGCCUCAACUGACAGGCAUGUGUAGCUCAGGCAUCGGGAGUCAAGGCAGUACCACAUCCAGUGCUACAUCUACUCCCAGCACUGACAGGAUUGCUUUGAGUGCUGUUCCCUGUUCUGGUUUUGUUGGAACUGUUAGUAUGACGGCGCCAGCUAACAGACGUCAAAAAUCAUGGGAUAUGUUAGAUCAAAAUGCCCUUUCCCAGGCUAGACAACAGAAGUCUCAGCAGCAGGUGAGCCCAUGCUCUGGUGCAGCCCCACCCCCUUCUAAGGUUUGGCAUAGUCUAGACCUUGGGUCAAACACCCAACCCAACCCCCUUCCUCCUAGGUGGCUGUUUCGAAAUCAGCGUUCCUCAUCUGUUCCGGCUUCCAAAUCCAGUAUCGAGUCAAAUGCUGCAGGCGUGGAUGGGAAAAAUGCUCGCGUCCUGUUCAAAACGCAACGUUCAUUCUCCGUGCCAACUUCUAAAGAGCGGAAGUCAAUGGAGGAAGCUGAAUCCAAGAAUCGUAGUCCACGUGUGUCUGUCUCCAAUGAAAAUAACAUUCUACUUGAUCCAGAAGUUCUGACGGACUUUUCAACUCAGGCAUUGGUACUAACAGUGCUAGCAACACUAGUCAAGUAUGCAACUGAUGAAGGGGAGACAAGAAUAUUGUACCAAUACCUAGCUGAGGCCUCAAUCGUAUUUCCAAGAGUUUUUCCUGUGAUACACAGUCUUCUUGAUGCGAAACUAACAAGUGUGGUCUCUAACUGCCAUGAUCCUGUGAUAUUGAGUGCGGUUCAGAGUAUUGUACAAAAUAUGGUGGCAUGUGAGGACACAACUCAACAACAGCCUCAUUAUAUGCAAACAUGUGGUUUUGGGGGCUUGUGGAGAUUUGCAGGGCCAUUUACCAAGUGUCAAUGUACAGCUGAAAGUGCUGAACUUUUCGUCAACUGUCUGGAGGCUAUGGUUGAGACAUGUUUACCUUUAGAGGAUGGAGAACUGGAACUAGCUCCUUUCCCAUCAAUGCUGAGUGUUUCAAGUAAUGUGAACCUGUCUUCUAGCCUGUCAUCUUUGAAUAUGGGGUCUCCAACAGACAAAGAUAUGGGAAUUGAACUGGGGUCUGAUAAUACCUCAUGCUGCUCAACUUCCCUAGGCCGAAACUCAUAUGGAAAACAGAGGUCAUCAUCAAAUGCCUCCAAAAUUGCAAGCGAUUCAAAAUGAAGAUGGGACAGAACAUUGUUAACUUAACGGAAUUCUAAAUUUUAUGUUGUUGUUAUUAUUACAGUACUAAACUACCUCUAGGAAUUCUGCAAGUAGGGUAGAUGGAUCCAUUCUAUCUUUUAUUAUUUCAAGAAUUUGUUGUAGCUAGAAUCUAAUAUACCUCAUUUUUAUUCAGGGUUUUUUAAAAUGAAGAUUUACAUAUUUAAUCAGUUUAAAUCUUAUGCUAUGUUUCUUGAUAAGCAGCACAGUUUUGAAACAUUCCUGCCUUUUUUUUAGCAGUGACUUUUCUUGUUGGGCGAUACUGUAUUUAUUGUUGUUUUUGCUUCAUUAGACAAUGUGAUAUUGUGAUAAUCAGAAUGUAUAAUGACUAAUUAUUUUAAUCAAAAGGUAGAUAUUGGAGACUGAUUGAUCACACUUAAGACAAGGGACCAAUGAGCAUGGAGUUAAAUGUGCCCCUUUUUCUCUAAUUGUAGUUGUUGUGUGUUCAUCGUCUUAGUAUAAAAUUAAUGUACGAUUAUUACUAUUAUUCUCUUUCCCUUUGUUUCUCUCUCCCUAUCUAUUUAUCUUUUCCUUCAUUUCCUUUAAUUAUUUUUCUGACUGAAGCGUUGUUGCCUAAACUUUUAUGCUCUGUACAGGUACAAAUCCAGUUUUAAUGUAACAUAUCAGUAAUCAUGUGAAGUACUGGUAAUGGACCAAUUUGUGUACAGAAUACCCCAUACAUGGUACUAUUAAUUUUGAAGUUCAUCCUUUUAAUGUAUAUCAUUCUCAAAGAAUGGAGGUAUUCUGUGGUAUUCUUAUCUCAGGGACGGAUUCUAAAUUCAGUUUUAGGAGAAAAUAAGGGUACAUGGAAAUUUUAGUAAAGUUUGAAAAGUACAAAUUUGUGAACACCAAUAAAUACUUUUGUGCCGCCUUCUAAAUCAUAAGUGGCAUUCACACAAGGGGGCUUUCAGAACUCUUGUUAAAUUUUAUUCGUAUGGAUAAUUUUCAAAGCAAUAGACACAAGUUCUUAUAUACCUAAUUAUUUAGUGCACAGAAUAUGAUCUGUUCUCCCUUUCCCAUAGAACUCUCUGAGUAUUACUCUUGAGAUGUCAUUGACCAUGAACAUUGAGUUCUAGGACUUUACAUGAACCUAUUUACAUCACUUUCAUGAAAAUGUCUUGUAGGACAACUAUUUUGUUAUACUUAAUUUUUUAAACCUCCUACCUGUAUGCCGGAAAUUAGUAAUUAGUUUUGUUGGGAAGGAUUACUUUUGUUUGAACAGUUCAGAUAGCAGAGAUCCAAGCCCAUCAUAGAUAUUGUAGAACUUGUUUUCAAAUUUUAUCGUUUGUGUCUGUUUUUGCACUUAAAAUGUUACAAGCUGCGUUAAAAAAAAAAAAAACUAAAAAAAACUGUAUUGUGGAUGUGCCAACUAUUGCCAACUUUUGUUUUAGAAAUUUGCGCGUCUCAAAACUUGAUCAUUGAUAUUUAUCAAGUACAACACCUUGUGCACAAUUUUAUAGUGUUGUCAGCUAUGCUGGUAGUUUUAAAAUAAAAAGUUUGUUGACAGGCUAUGUCAUAUAGUAGAGUACAAUUUUGUGUUAUGUGGUUUUGAUGAAGUUCUAAGAAUAAAGGGAUUAUUUUUAGGAACAUCAGUAACAUGCUUUUACAUUACAAUGUUACUAAAAAAAAAUAAUUAGCAAAUGAACAUUUUAACUCUUAUCUUGUAAACUAACGUCUAAAAUUGUAGAUAUAGGCUUAAUGGAUUUUCCUCUUGGGGAAACUAUUCCAGUUGAGCCGGUAUGUUAUUAACAAAAUAUUUUGUAACCUAAUGUUUGUCCUCUUCAGAUUUUGUCUUUUAAAAUCUUCAAAUUUUAUUCCUGUUAUCGUGUGAAAUUGUACAAAGGAUGGGGCAGAGCACAAGGACACUCAACUGUAUUUUAGUAGAGAUAACUAAAUGAAAUAUGACCUUGUAAUUUUUCUUAAUGUUUGUGGAUCUUUUAUUAUGAUUGUUGCUUUAUUCCAUCUACCAGAAUUUUCCUGUGGAUUUUGAAGCUUGUGUAGGGCGAGAUAUUUAAAUUGAUGUACUUUAACAUAAGUAGUGCUGGCCUCUCUUCUAAGUUUGAGAUGUACAUUGAUUCCAAUUAUUUUAACGAUAAAAUGUUCAUAAAGGGAAAAGAUUUUUGUAAAAAAUAAAGAGAAGAAAGAAAAGAAUAAGUUCCUUAAAUAAAUUUUUAGUCUUAGAGUGAGAUCUUGGAUUACUUUGUCUGUGAUGUGAUGAAACUUAUUGAUACUUAUUGAUUUACAAGUGAAUUAAAUGUUGAAUGCUGUACACAA
Messenger RNA from Frankliniella occidentalis (western flower thrips), 10939 nucleotides. RefSeq names its product neurofibromin (gene Nf1). NCBI's taxonomy places the organism in Eukaryota, Metazoa, Arthropoda, Insecta, Thysanoptera, Thripidae. The transcript has 41 exons. The record is from RefSeq and is a predicted model, not a curated record. Bases 113 to 8626 code for a protein of 2837 amino acids. Gene Ontology annotation, biological process: regulation of GTPase activity.